Molecule: messenger RNA, 3855 nt
Organism: Macrosiphum euphorbiae (potato aphid)
Lineage: Eukaryota; Metazoa; Arthropoda; Insecta; Hemiptera; Aphididae
Source: the annotation of a GenBank genome assembly
AUGGACAUGGGACUGGUCGACUUGGAGUCUGCCUACUGUGGAGCGAACGUCAUCAUCGCAAAACCGAUUGCGGAAAACAUGAGAGAAGACGUGGUAGAACCUGUUGAUAGCCUUGACCGGCGGAUUGGAGACGAUAAGACGUCGUCCGACGUACAAAAGGACAUCAAACCCAACCUAAAGGGUGACAGGCUCAAUGUGGCCUUGCUUGUACUGCUAUACUCGUUGCAAGGGAUACCUAUAGGAAUUUCUUUGGCAAUUAGGACGUACAUGCAGAACAAGAAGGUCUCAUACGGUCAACAGGCAAAGUUCAGUGUGGUCGACUUACCGUACAGUUUGAAGCUAUUGUGGGCUCCGUUGGUGGACGUCGUGUACUCGAGGCGUAUGGGCAAACGGAAGUCGUGGCUGGUUCCGGUGCAGUUUUGUAUAGGACUGUCGCUGAUAUUCAUAGGGUCGAACAUAAACUACUGGUUGAUGGAAAACGAUACACAUAUGACCACGUUGACGUACGUGUUCUUUUGGGUAAACGCUUUGGCCGCAACUAACGACAUCGCCAUCGAUGGAUGGACGCUCACUUUACUGAGAAGAGAGAACAUAGGAUACGCAUCAACGUGCAAUACGUCCGGUCAAGCAUUGGGAAUAGCGUUCGGGUACGUAAUGUUCAUAUUGUUUGAGUCCGAGGAAUUCUGCAACAAGUGGCUACGUUUUACAGCCCAAAAAGGAGGCAUAAUUUCUAUGGAAGGAUAUUUAUACUUCUGGGGAAUAAUAUUCACCGUGGCCUCCACGUGUAUCGCGUUUUUCGUUCAGGACAGAUUCAGUCAAGCCGAUAAAAUCAGCAAAAUCAAUAUUAAACAAAUUUAUAAAGUGCUAUGGAAGAUCAUAAACCUUCGGACGAUGAGAAUAUUUACUCUAAUUAUGCUAGCGUAUGAAAUGUCAUUUUCGUCCAUGGGAUCGUUCGUUUCUAACCCAAAAUUUAUGGAAUACGGAGUGGCUAAAGAAGACAUGGCUCUAGUUGACCUAUCAUUGAUUCCGAUAAAGAUUUUUAUUCCUAUCCUUAUUUCUAAAUUUACAUCUGGGCCGAGACCGUUGAAAAUACUUUACAAGACGGUGCCAUACCGGCUGAUUUUGGGAAUUUCUUCCGGAGUCCUCGUAUACUAUACUCCAUAUUUCAUAGGUGGCGAAUACCAUAAUUGGUCAGUUUACUUUUUCCUGAUGUACGAACUCCAUCGUAUUUUGAGACUGGUGCUGUUGGUCGUCGUUUACCUGAGCGUGAGGUCGUUCUUCUUACGAAUCAGCGACCGACGGAUCGGUGGUACGUACAUGUCACUGUUAAAUACUAUAUGGUAUUUAGGGAUAGCUGUAUCCCGGAUCGCAGCUCUAGGGAUGCUCAACUUGCUGACGGUCAAACAGUGUUCGACAGACCGAGCGACCGAGUGUCGUUUCAAGACGGUGAAUGAUGAAGAUAAACCUGAACAAGAUUACUCAGUUGAAGAAAUUGUGAACACAGAAUUAAAUUCCAACAAAAUUCUAACAACUGUAGAUGCAAAAGUUUUGUUAAAAGAUAAUAAUAUAGAUAAACCUGAACAAGAUUACUCAGUUGAAGAAAUUGUGAACACAGAAUUAAAUUCCAACAAAAUUCUAACAACUGUAGAUGCAAAAGUUUUGUUAAAAGAUAAUAAUAUAGUACAAAACCAUCCACAAGACCUUUCUUCAUCGAAAAAUGACCAUCCAGCUCAACCCAAAUUAACGAUGUAUCCAACUACUAAUGGUCGUCGUUUUAGUAUAAAAUAUUAUCAAUUAUAUGAAUGGUUGGAAUAUUCAAUUUCCUUAGAUGCGCUUUAUUGUUUUGUUUGCCGACAUUUUGCUGCCAGUAUUACUGCACCAGGUGAAGUUUUUGGAAAAUUAAGUUUUGUUGAUUAUGGUGCUACCUGUAAUAAAUGGAAAGAUUUUAAAGGAACUCUAAAUAAACAUGAGAGAAAUAAAAGGCACAUCAUUUCCAUGCAACGUUGGAUUGAUUAUAGAUUAGUUCAAAAUAAAAAUGAAUUAUCUGUAUCAAACCAAAUAAUACAUGUUCGACAAAAUAAUAUUAAUGAGAAUCGUCAACAUAUAUUAUUUUUACUCAAAGUAGCAUUAUAUUUAGCUAAACAAGGGUUACCAUUUCGGGGAAAUAAUGAAUCAAGAAAUUCCAAAAAUAGGGGAAAUUUUUUAGAACUUUUGGAUGUGUUUUGUGAUGCAAGUAUGAAAGAAAGACUUGCAUCAAGGUAUGGCCACUACACAAGUCCAGAAUAUCAAAAUGACUUAAUUUCAUCUAUAGCUAAAUGUACUAGACAAAAAAUUUUAAAUAAAAUUAAUCCACUAGGUCUUUUUACAAUCAUGGUAGAUGAAACCAAGGACAAAUCUAAAAAAGAACAAAUGGUCAUUGUCUUACGGUUUUUGGAUAGUGAUAUGAAUAUUCACGAGAAAUCUAUUGGUUGCUUUCAUAUGUUGAUUUCUAAUGCUGAUAGUUUGUCAAAAAAAAUUAUUGAUACAGUUUUGGAUAAUAAAUUAGAUUUACAAAAUUGUGUGGCUCAAUGUUAUGAUGGUGCUAACGUUAUGAGUGGUAUCCACUCAGGUGUUCAAGAACGAAUACUUAAUGUUGUACCACACGCCAUUUAUAUCCACUGUUAUGCACAUAGGCUAAAUUUGUGUUUAGUUCAUACAUUACAAAACAUUCCUUAUAUAGUCAAUUUUUUCAACACUUUGCAAGAUCUCUAUAAAUUUUUUAUGAAUGGACAAACUCGGUAUGAGUUAUUUGUUAAAGCACAACAGGCAAAAGGAUUACCCGUAUUACACCUAGAAAGAUUAGUUGAAACUAGAUGGGCUUACUGGUUUGGAUCAAUUAGUAAAAUAAAUUUGCGGUAUACAGAAAUUAUUGAAGUACUUACUAUACUUAGCGAAAAUGAUGACCAAAAGGCAAGAGCUCUAGGAAUUUUAAAAGAAAUGAAUACACUGUCAUUUAUUAAAAUAUCACAUGCUAUGGAAUCACUUCUUAGAGCCAUCCACUGUGCAUCAAAGGCUCUCCAAGACUGUUCUAUUAUUUUACCAGUCGCCAUUGAUUUAAUUAAAUCUACAAAACGACAGCUUUAUAAUAUGCGCAAUGAUGAAUUUUGGGAUGAUGUUACAAAAAAAGCAAAAACUAUUGCUGUUAAAAAUGGUAUGAACAUAAAUAAAAAAAAGAAUCCAAGAAAGACAUGUUUGAAUAAGAAUCUAUUAGAAUUUUAUGUUGAAACUACGGUUGGUCAAAGUAAUAAGAACAAAACUUCAGAGUUGAGUAAAGACUUGAAAAUCAUUUUUUUUUCAGCAGUUGACAGAUUUGUUAAUGAAUUAGAUAAACGCUUCAAUGAUACAAAUAACAGCAUUAUUUUAACUAGCAGCAUUUUCCUUUCCUCCAGCCCUGAAUAUUUUAAUUUUAAAUGUCCAUUCCUUGAUGAUUUUUUACAAAAUUACAAGCACUUUAAUAUUAACACUAUCAAACUAAAAGCUGAAUUUCUGAGUGCUAAAGAAUUACUUUCGGGUGAUUCAAAUACCAAACAUGAUCUAUAUUCCAUUUCAAAAAUAUUACUCCAAUUACCUCAAUGUUACUCUGAAACAUUAAAAAUAAUAACCAUUCUUAUGACCUUACCAGAUUGCGAGAAGUUUGCCGGAGACGAAUGCGUCACCGUCCUGGACGGUUACUUUGUCGAAGUGGUAUUCUGCACGGUGUCUGGAGUGGUGUGGUACCUGGCCUUGAGAAAAAUAAUCGAAAACUUACAGUCCAGGGAACAGAGCGAUUGGCAAGUGAACGACGUCGGGCUGAUCCACAGCUUGUCACAGGAAUGA